UGAAGCCUAGCGCCUGCACAACGGUCAUUAGGGUUGGAAGUCGCCUCUAAAUUAAGAGGGAGAAUUCCUUAUAACUCAAAUUAGAGAUUAAAGCACACUACGAGUGUAUACAUUCGUUUUUUUAUUAGGGAAAUGUUGCUCUGAAUCCUUGGAUCAAGAGCCACAGCCAAACAAAGCGAGAAUUGUAAAGUUGGCGGGAAGCAGCAGCCAAUUAAAGCCUUUAAUUUAAGCUAUGACGUCACAGACUCGACAGCCAAGACCUAGCAGCCAAUCAAGAGUCGUGACGUCACUGUUGAGGAUGCAUACGUCAGGGUUGAUCAACCAAUGAGAGUGCUCAGAGGCUCCUACGUCAUCGUCUGGUGGUGGUGCAUAAAUCCACGUAAAUUGGCGCCUCAGUCAUGCGCCGAUGACGUUGGUGUGUGCGUCCCUCUGGGGGAGAUUGCUCCAAGUCUUUGGAUCAAGAGCCCAUCACCAGCCAGGGGUAUGCAUGUAACCCCUCUGGCCACAGCCACUCAAAACGCAAAUUACAAAGUUGGCGGGAAGCAGAAGCCAAUUACAGCCUAGAUUUAACCUAUGACGUCACGGGCUCGAGCACCAAGACCCAGCAGCCAAUCAGCAGUCGUGACGUCACUUGUUCAUCUACUCGUCACCGUUUUUGAGCCAGUCAGAGCGCUCAGAGGCUCCUAAGGUAAGGUAGCUCCAAAUCCUUGGAUCAAGAGUCCAUCACCAGGAUGUCACCGCUCUCUUCACAUUCAAUCAAAACUCAAGUUGGCGGGAAGCAGCAGCCAAUUACAGCCUAGAUUUAGCCUAUGACGUCACGGGCUCGAGCGCCAAGACCUAGCAGUCGUGACGUCACUGUUGAUCAGCCAAUGAGAGCGCUCAGAUACCCCUACAUCACAGUCUGGUGGUGGUGCGGGGGUGAGGGUGCGCGCUCCUCUGUUGAAGCAGACGAUGAGUUCAGUAACUUAGCCUUUAUGAAAUCUGAACUUCACAACCCCAGCAAGAUGUUUGAACUUCUCAACCCCAGCAAGAUGUUUGAACUUCUCAACCCAGCAAGAUGUUUGAACUUCUCAACCCCAGAAAGAGGUUUGAACUUCUCAACCCCAGCAAGAUAUUUGAACUUUUCAACCCCAGCAAGAUGUUUGAACUUCUCAACCCAGCAAGAUGUUUGAACUUCUCAACCCCAGCAAGAGGUUUGAACUUCUCAACCCCAGCAAGAUGUUUGAACUUCUCAACCCCAGCAAGAUAUUUGAACUUCUCAACCCUUGGAUGAUUUCAGCAGUAACCUCAUAACACUUAUAUUGGGCAAGUAGUUAGUUAAACCAGGACAACUAACAUGAAGUAAGUUAAUAUUUCUUCGUGUAUUCCUUGUUGUGUACUUUACCUUCUGUAAUAUUUAUUUUAUAUUAAACUGGUGUUUAUAAGAUUUAUAUUUAGGGAACAUGUUUGUUUAAUAAGAGGUGUGAGUGUUGCUCAUACCUGGGUGCUGCUCAUACCAGCAUGCUACACCUGGGUGCUGUUCAUACCAGCAUGCUACACCUGGGUGCUGCUCAUACCAGCAUGCUACACCUGGGUGCUGCUCAUACCAGCAUGCUACACCUGGGUGCUGUUCAUACCAGCAUGCUACACCUUGGUGCUGCUCAUACCAGCAUGCUACACCUGGGUGCUGCUCAUACCAGCAUGCUACACCUGGGUGCUGCUCAUACCAGCAUGCUACACCUGGGUGCUGCUCAUACCAGCAUGCUACACCUGGGUGCUGCUCAUACCUGGGCUGUUUAUACCUGGGUGCUGCUCAUACCCAGGUGCUACACCUGGGUGCUGCUCAUACCUGGGCUGUUGAUACCUGGGUGCUGCUCACACCUAGGUGCAGUUCAUACCUAGGUGCUCACACCUGGGCUGUUUAUACCUGGGGGCUGCUGUCAGCCUAGGUAGCACUUGGGCUAUCAGCCUGGGUAGUGCUUGGGCUAUUGUCAGCCUGGGUAGCACUGGGGCACUAUCAGCCUGGGUAGCACUGGGGCACUAUCAGCCUGGGUAGCACUGGGGCACUAUCAGGUUGGGUAGCACUGGGGCACUAUCAGCCUGGGUAGCACUGGGGCACUAUCAGCCUGGGUAGCACUGGGGCACUAUCAGGUUGGGUAGCACUGGGGCACUAUCAGCCUGGGUAGCACUGGGGCACUAUCAGCCUGGGUAGCACUGGGGCACUAUCAGGUUGGGUAGCACUGGGGCACUAUCAGCCUGGGUAGCACUGGGGCACUAUCAGGUUGGGUAGCACUGGGGCACUAUCAGCCUGGGUAGCACUGGGGCACUAUCAGCCUGAGGCUACUGUCACCCUAGGUAGUACUGUCCUGCUUAAUGUAUGAAACUGCCUCUUGCAUUUAAACUGCCAACCAUAUUGUUUUAAACUUUUAUACUGCCCAGUGUUUUAUACCUUCUAAUGUUUUAUACCUUCUAAUGUUUUAUACCUUCUAAUGUUUUA
Cherax quadricarinatus is the source of this 2476-nucleotide messenger RNA. RefSeq lists its product as uncharacterized. Lineage: Eukaryota; Metazoa; Arthropoda; Malacostraca; Decapoda; Parastacidae. The record is from RefSeq and is a predicted model, not a curated record.